This is a messenger RNA of Ziziphus jujuba (common jujube), 1655 nucleotides long. RefSeq names its product probable BOI-related E3 ubiquitin-protein ligase 3. The transcript has 2 exons. NCBI's taxonomy places the organism in Eukaryota, Viridiplantae, Streptophyta, Magnoliopsida, Rosales, Rhamnaceae. Gene Ontology annotation, molecular function: ubiquitin-protein transferase activity. Bases 466 to 1428 code for a protein of 320 amino acids. The record is from RefSeq and is a predicted model, not a curated record.
CAAAAUUAAAUAGGUCAGCAUCCUAGGCCUUUUUUCUCUUUCUCUUUCUCUCUCUUCCUAAUUUUUUUAUUCACUUUUAAUUCAAUCACAAUCCCUUCUCCUAUUUUGUAUUUAUUAUUCACUUUCUUAAAUUCCACCACCCCACAACUUCUUCUCCCAUAUAAAUAUGUUUGCCCACUUCUACUCCACCACCUUUGUUUUUAUAUGGUCCUCAAAUCCAUAGCAGAACCACCAAGAACCAGAAGAAAAGAAAGAAAGAAAAAAAAAAAAAAAACACAAAAGACAGAGAAAUAAAAGAGCAAAUUUUUUAUGCCCAUCUGUGGGAUUUGAAGCGAAAAUCGAUCUGGGUUAUGUUCUGAAAGAUCUUUGAAGAAAAGGGUUUUCUUUUUGAUUCUGAAUUUUUGUUGGGACUUUUUUUGUGGGUGGUGAGUGUGUGAUUAUUUGGAGUGGUUAAAAAAAAAAGGAAUGGCUAUUCAAGCUCAGUUGUAUUCGGAGAAUCUAGGCUUUCCAUUGUGUGGUUCUCAGGAUGUGAUGAUGAUGGAUAAUGGUUGUGGUGGUGGAUUUGGUCAGUUUGCUUUCAAUGUUCAACAACAACAACAACUACAACAGAAACUGCAACAGCAACAAUUACACAUGCAAGAGAUUCAAAAUCAGCAUCAGCAUCAGCAGAGGAAUCAGAGUUUCUGGUUUUCUGAAAACAAUUACCCUGUUUCUGCUUCCAAAAACAACAACUUGUUAACCACAACAACCACCCCCACCGACAACAGCAGUACGCAUCCUUCAAUGGCUUGUCCUUCUCAUAGCUUAGUCGCUCAAGUUGAAAAGCACAGACAAGAAAUCGAUCAGUAUCUCAAAUCACAGCAGAAUGAGAGAUUGAGAUUGAUACUGCAAGAACAGAGAAAGCAACAGAUAACGACAAUGAUGAAGAAAGUAGAGUUGAAAACUCAGGCCAUUCUAAGACAGAAGGAUGAAGAAAUUGCCAGAGGGGCUUGCAGAGUAAUGCAACUUGAGGAUUUGCUGAGGAAAUUGGAGAUGGAGAAUGAGGCAUGGAAAAGAGUUGCACGAGAGAACGAAGCCAUGGUUGUUUCUCUGAACAACACGCUCGAGCAGAUGAGAGAGAGAGCUUCUUGUUGUAUGGUCAACAAAGAAGCAGAAGAUGCAGAGUCGUGCUGUGAUAUUGGGAAUGAAAACAGAGGAGGAGAAAAAGAAGAAGAAGAAGAAGAAGGUGAAACAGGGGACAGUGAUAUGGAAGGUAAAGGGUUAAAGAUGUCUAUGAUGGUUUGCAGAGGCUGUAAUUCUCGAAGUUCGUGCAUUCUGUUCCUUCCUUGCAGACAUCUUUGUUCAUGCAAAGCUUGUGAAGCUUUUCUCGAUUCUUGCCCUGUUUGUCGAAUGCCUAAGAAAGCUAGCAUUGAGGCUUUGAUUUUCUAGGCUUAAUUUUCCGAGGGAAAAAAGAGAAAAAAGAAAAAGAAAAAACAGUAAAAAGAGGAUCAGCAUGGAUCAUGAACAUAAGAUUACAUAAUGCAAUCAAAUUUUCUUUGAUUUUUUUUUUUUUGAUUUUUUGGUUUAGGGGUCUGUGAAUUUAGACUUAUUUUGUACUUUUUAGACAACCAAAAUCAAAAUGGACAGAAAUUAUAGUACAGAGCAUCUUUAUCUUU